Messenger RNA from Columba livia (rock pigeon), 1118 nucleotides. It is a transcript of the gene MMP7, whose product is annotated as matrix metallopeptidase 7. Gene Ontology annotation, molecular function: metalloendopeptidase activity; zinc ion binding. Gene Ontology annotation, biological process: extracellular matrix organization; proteolysis; collagen catabolic process. Gene Ontology annotation, cellular component: extracellular matrix. The transcript is spliced from 6 exons. Lineage: Eukaryota; Metazoa; Chordata; Aves; Columbiformes; Columbidae. The record is from RefSeq and is a predicted model, not a curated record. The coding region runs from base 138 to 929 and encodes 263 amino acids.
ACCACCAAAAAGUGAGUCACGUACGUAACUGCCGCCUGGAGCUAUCAGGAUCUAUAAAAGCAUCUAAGCUGUGAUCUUGGGAGACAGAAGGUCAAACACUUUCUGCUGUAGUAAAGCUCCUUGGCAAGCUGGGCACUAUGCAAUACCUCCUACUUUGUGCUGCCAUCCUCCUACCUGAGAGCCUUGCAUUUCCAACACCACGAAAGUCAGAAACACCGAGCAGCACAGGCUUCGAGAAUGUAAAGGCAUACCUUGACAAAUUCUUUCCUCUUUUUACAAAAACAAAACAUCUCAGCUUAGAAGAGAGGAUUAAAGAAAUGCAGAGGUUUUUCCACCUGACUGUAACUGGAAAAUUAGAUGCGGAAACAGAAGCAACAAUAAAACGGCCCAGAUGUGGAAUGCCCGAUAUAGCAGAAUAUGCAACAUUUUCUGGAAGUCCAAGAUGGAAAAAGACACUUUUGACUUACAAGAUUGUCAAUUAUACACCUGAUCUAUCCCAAAAGAAAGUGGAUGAUGCAAUUAGAAGGGCUUUUAUGGUCUGGAGUGAUGUGACUCCAUUGCGGUUCAAAAAAGUAUUCUAUGGACACGCAGACAUUGUGAUUGGAUUUGCACGUCGUGCACAUGGUGAUGGAUAUCCUUUUGAUGGAAGAGGUAACACACUAGCUCAUGCGUUUGCACCUGGAGAAGGGCUUGGUGGAGAUACCCAUUUUGAUGAUGAUGAAAUAUGGUCAGAGACCAAUCGAGAAGUUAAUUUGUUCCUUGUUGCUGCUCAUGAAUUUGGCCAUUCCUUGGGACUUGAUCAUUCAAACGUCCAUGGAGCUCUGAUGUACCCCAUCUAUUCAUAUGUGAACCCAGCAACCUUCAAACUUUCAGAGGAUGAUAAACGAGGAAUUCAGAAGUUAUACGGGAAAAAGCCAUCAAACUCUUGAAGGAAGUCCUUGAGAAAGACCAAAGAAUUCACAUCUGGCUGUUUUGGUGUUCCAAAACAAUUUUAAUCCUCUAACUAUAGUGGUAAACUCCUGAACUGCACUUUCUCUCCCUGAAAUUUUAUAUUGAUUUAUUUGCACUUUAUACAAUUUCACUAAACAAUUAAAAAAAAAAAAAAAAAAAUCACCAAA